AUGGAUCAAAUUCCUGCUAACACCAAGGACCUUGAGGCCCAGUUGCGUGGCAUGAUCUUGAGUAAUGUCACCAUGGGAGGCGAACAGAAUCAACUUGACAAUCAGCAACGUCAGCAUCGCGGACGCGGUCGUGGACGCGGCGGCUUCUAUCGUGGCUCAGGUCCGACUCUUCGUGGCGGUCAUGCUCAUCACAACAACACUGCAGGCGAACAGACCUACGCCAUGAACAUAGAAUCUCCCUCUGCUCGUGGUGGCAGGCCUGGUAGCAACUACAACGGCAUGGGUCCUCGCCACAAUCACGCCUACGCGCAGCAUCGAGAUGAUGCUCUUAUCCCGCAGGCCCUACAGCGGCCACGAGGUGGGUUCAAUCAGAUAGGGCAAACAACUAGAGGCCAUGGACCUCACCAGUAUACUCGUCCUCAAUAUGCUCAAAAUGGCUAUCAACACAGACCCAGAAUCGACUCAGCAUCGCAGGUGCAAUUCAUGGAAAGCAUCGUUGACCACGAGCUCCCGAAGGUUCGGAUGACUGAAAUCGAACUCUCAAAGCACAACACGUUCAGGAAAGGUCUCGAGGCCGUUUUCCAGCAGGCUUUCGCUGAGAACGGCGGUGAAGAUCUGGAUCACAUCGAGGGCAUCUCUCUGGUAGCAUUCGGCAGUUUAGGCUCAGGCUUCGGCCUACCGGGAUCUGACAUGGAUCUUGCCGUAGUUCCACAGUGGAAGGAUCCCGCACGCGCUGACGAGACGGACAUUGGUCCUAGAAUUCCUCGUCUUCUCGAAAAGGCGGUGCUCGAUGAAAAGAUGGGCGGCCGUCUGCUCACACGCACGCGUGUUCCGAUCCUGAAGGUAUGCCAGACACCAACGGAAGCACUUUAUACUUCUCUCAGCGACGAGCGCAAGAAGUGGGAAGCUCUACCCGAGGAAGAGAAAUAUCCUCGAACACCGCCGCCAAUUGACCCAACAGUACCACUGACUACAUCCGUUGAUUUUGGAACGGAGAAGGCUUUGGAGGCUGUGGAACAACGGAACAUCGCGAGCCCCAGACGGAGGUCUAGCGUUGCGACGACUGCAAUUGAUGCUGCGGCUGCCACAAAAAUCACGCAAGAGAACCAAAAUCGGCGAGAAAAGCAAUGGCACCGUGAGAAGGUCUUAGGUCCGCUCGACUUUCCCAAGACCGGCGUCGGCAUCCAGUGCGACAUCAACUUCGCCAACCCUCUCGGUAUCCAUAACACGCACAUGCUUCGUUGCUACUCUCUCACUGACUCUAGGGUUCAGCCCAUGGUAUUAUUCGUUAAGUCGUGGGCGAAGCGGCGCAAGAUUAACAGCGCCUACUCAGGGACUUUGUCUUCGUAUGGCUGGGUGUUGAUGGUUCUUCACUAUCUUGUGAACGUUACUUCACCACCGGUUUGUCCCAAUCUCCAACACCAUCUGCCCCAAGCAAUCGACAUGACAUCACUUGCUGAACGCUUCAAGGAUGUAAAGAAGAUCGGCGGCUAUGAUGUGAGAUUCUGGCGCAAUGAAGAGGAGAUCAUUCGAGCAGCACAGGAAGGACGACUGACUCAGAAUCGUCAGCCUCUUGCAUCACUCCUGUGUGGCUUCUUUCAAUACUUUGCUUCACAGGGAGCCUAUGGUCGUCAAAAUAGUUUCCACUGGACGCAGGAGGUACUUUCCCUUCGUUCGCUCGGUGGCAUUCUCAGCAAACAGGAGAAAGGCUGGGUCAGUGCUACUACCGUCGUCACUGCGGAGAAGAAGGUCACAAACCGAUAUCUUUUUGCAAUCGAAGACCCAUUCGAGAUCGAUCACAACGUCGCAAGAACUGUCACUCAUCGCGGUAUUGUCACGAUCCGUGAUGAGUUUCGUCGUGCCGGAAGGAUUCUGGGUGCUGUUGGCAGGGGUAUGGUACCUGAAGGCGGACUUUUUGACGAAGUCAUCGAAGAUACUCCAGCGCCAAUAACGAAAGUCGAGCAGCCAGUCGAGUAA
Molecule: messenger RNA, 1977 nt
Organism: Didymella exigua CBS 183.55
Lineage: Eukaryota; Fungi; Ascomycota; Dothideomycetes; Pleosporales; Didymellaceae
Product: PAP/OAS1 substrate-binding domain-containing protein
Exons: 2
Coding region: 1-1977 (658 amino acids)
Biological process (GO): RNA 3'-end processing
Molecular function (GO): RNA uridylyltransferase activity
Source: RefSeq, a predicted model, not a curated record